This is a messenger RNA of Epinephelus moara (kelp grouper), 8473 nucleotides long. RefSeq names its product discs large MAGUK scaffold protein 1a (gene dlg1a). NCBI's taxonomy places the organism in Eukaryota, Metazoa, Chordata, Actinopteri, Perciformes, Serranidae. The record is from RefSeq and is a predicted model, not a curated record. The coding region runs from base 373 to 3768 and encodes 1131 amino acids. Gene Ontology annotation, biological process: chemical synaptic transmission; neurotransmitter receptor localization to postsynaptic specialization membrane. Gene Ontology annotation, cellular component: postsynaptic density membrane; neuron projection; neuromuscular junction. Gene Ontology annotation, molecular function: kinase binding. The transcript has 25 exons.
UCACCUGAAUGAAGAAAUGGAGGACUAGUUUUUAUCAAAGCGAGACAGAGAAGGAGAGUUAAAGUGAAAGCGAAGAAGAAGAGAAAACAAGCUCCGGGUGCUAAGUCCACGCGACGACUGUCAACGUUUGACAUCAAUAGUUUCGUUCAUUUUUUCCCUCCGCCGUUGUCUGUUUUUUGUCGGACUUUCAAACACUUCUCAAAGUUUUUGUUUUGACGCAAAGACAGGUUGGUGCAGACUGUAGUCGUGUCAGUUUGGUGUCCCAGUUUGGAGGCAGGCUGUCCCGGGACGGACGCACACAUCUGUAAUAACAGAUACCGUCAAAGCCGACACAGAUACAAGCCCCGGGGGAGGAGGACUGAGCGUGUCACCAUGCCUGUGCGCCAAAAAGAUGCACAGCGAGCCCUGGAGCUUCUCCAGCAGUACCGGACCAAACUUGACCAGAGACAGCAGCACCAGAGGCGGACCAAACAGGGCCCUGUGGAGGAAGACUCCCAGCUGCAGCAGUCUCUGGACAGAGUCAUCAAUGUCUUCCAGAGUCAGCUCUUUAGUGCUCUGCUUGACAUUCAGGAGUACUACGAGUUGACCAUCCUUGCUGAUAGCAAGAGUUCGGUGGACCAGACACAUGUUCCACAGAGCCCCCCUGCCUCCUACAACCUGCCAGUAGAGCUCUCAGCCCAGCAGCAGCCCCACUCUGUUCCCCUGAGCCCACAGGCUUCUGGAGGGUCACCCCAGCCAAAACCCCUGACCCCUAGACCCAAGUCAGUCAAGUCCCAUGCUGCUCCACUCCCAUCUGGGACUCCUGCAGCAAAGCCAUCUUCCCCUACAUCACAGCCCAUUGCACCUGACUUACAGCCAGCAAAGGUCAAGUACCGUGCUCCUCUGCCUCCCGUCGAUCCUGGAGCCUCCAAAUUACUGGCAUCGGAGACUUCUUUGCCCGCCUCUCCCUCUUCUCCCAUAUCCCCCGCAGUCACACUGAAUGGUGUAGAAACCCCCACUGGCUCCAUAAAAACACCUCCUGGAGCUUCACUGAAUGGAGCAAAGCCACGCCUUACUGCAACCAACUCCAAUAUUUCUUCAGGAAGCUCCACCACUUCUGCUAAUCCACACAGCGACUCUCCAGAUCUCAACCUGGUGACUGUCUCAGCCCUCGUCUCCAGCACCAUCCAAGGCUUAGUGUCUCCAACCACUCCGAGCAAACUUACCCCCACCAGCACCACUCCUAUCACCAGCCCCGGAUUCAACAGAGUCACAGAUGCUAGUCCGGUCUCUACGGCUCUUGAGACCAACAGGGACCCAGGCUUGGGCAAAGUGACUCCCAGCAUGAGUCCAACCAGCCCCAACCAGGGAAAAUUUACCUUCAGCAGCCGCAGCCCCACAGGUCCUCCAGGGCCUUUGACUAAAGGGCCAGGUCUGAGUCCAACCAGCCCCGGGCCACCGAAAGUCACCUCCACUAGCCCUAUCUAUGGUCCAGCCAGCCCCAGGCCUGUGACAAGUCCACUGACCCCCAACAAGGUAGAAUCACCUGAGGUUCCCUUUGAUGACGAGGCGUGGCCUCACCAAGAGGGAGAGAGGCUGAAUGAAGUCCCAGCCCCGCCUUUCUCCUCCCUCUAUUCACACAGUCACUCCUACUACCAGGCCAACCCCCCUCCAGUGGUGGUCAACACCGACAGCGUCGACACCCCCCCAUAUGUCAAUGGAACAGAAGCAGACUAUGAGUAUGAGGAAAUCACGCUGGAGCGGGGUAACUCAGGUCUGGGGUUCAGUAUCGCAGGAGGGACUGAUAACCCUCACAUUGGAGAAGACCCUUCUAUCUUCAUCACCAAGAUUAUACCUGGAGGGGCCGCAGCCCAGAAUGGACGACUCAGGGUGAAUGACUGUAUAGUCCGUGUAAAUGAGACAGACGUCAGGGACGUGACCCACAGCGGGGCUGUGGAGGCGCUAAAGGAGGCAGGAGGUUUGGUGCGACUAUGUAUACGACGCAGGAGGAGCCUCACCGAGAGAAUCAUGGAUAUCAAGCUGGUCAAAGGGCCCAAAGGUUUAGGAUUCAGUAUAGCAGGUGGAGUCGGAAACCAACAUGUCCCAGGCGACAACAGUAUCUACGUGACUAAGAUCAUCGAGGGAGGGGCUGCACACAAAGACGGACGGCUACAGAUAGGGGACAAACUUGUGGCUGUAAACGCCUCCUGUUUGGAGGAGGUGACUCAUGAGGAGGCAGUGGCUGCCCUGAAGUCCACUCCUGACGUCGUUUACCUCCGCGUGGCCAAACACACCUCCCUUUUUAUCAAUGACAACUUCCCUCCCCCCGACGUCACUAAUUCGUACUCCCCACAUCAAGACAACCAUAUAAGCCCCUACAUGAGCGGCAGCCAGUCUGUAAGCCCCGCCCCUCUGACCACACCCAGAUACUCACCUCUGCCCAGGGCCAUGACUGGAGACGAUGACAUCCCCAGAGAACCCAGGCGGGUGGUGCUCCAGCGAGGGUCAACAGGUCUUGGUUUUAACAUUGUUGGAGGGGAGGAUGGAGAGGGAAUCUUCAUCUCCUUCAUUCUUGCCGGAGGUCCGGCUGAUCUCUGUGGAGAGCUACGAAAGGGAGACCGCAUCCUGUCGGUGAACGGUGUGGAUCUGUCCAGUGCAACACAUGAGCAGGCAGCAGCAGCUCUGAAGAACGCAGGACAGACCGUUACCAUAGUAGCGCAGUACAGACCUGAGGAGUACAGUCGUUUCGAGGCGAAGAUCCAUGACCUGAGGGAACAGAUGAUGACCAGCAGUGUCAGCUCCAGCUCCACGUCGCUCCGCUCCACACAGAAACGCACACUUUACGUCAGAGCGUUGUUCGACUACGAUGGAAGUGCAUCAGAUCUGAGCGCGCCCAAUCAGGCCCUGCCAUUUCAUUUCGGGGAUGUCCUGCAUGUUAGCAGCGCCGGCGAAGAGGAAUGGUGGCCCGCCCGUCACCUCAGCCCCCCGCCUCCAAACUGCCCUGAAGUCGGAGUCAUCCCCAGCCGUAGGAGGGCAGAGAAGAAGGAGAGGUCGAGGUUAAAGACGGUCAGAGUGACAAGGUCUCAGGACAGAUCGGAUCAGGAUGAUAAAGAGCUGGUAACCUCUGGCACCAGCGAUAGUGAGAGUAGUUCCUCUGGCCAAGAGGAGACCCUCCUCACCUACCAACCUGUCAUGCAGCAGGAAGUUAAUUACACGCGGCCAGUCAUUGUGCUUGGACCAAUGAAAGAUCGGGUCAAUGAUGACCUCAUCUCAGAGUUCCCUGACAAGUUUGGCUCCUGUGUCCCACACACAACACGGCCGCGGCGAGACUACGAGGUAGACGGCAGAGAUUACCACUUCAUGUCCUCCAGAGAACUCAUGGAGCGAGAGAUUCAGGAACAUAAGUUCAUAGAGGCUGGACAGUACAACAACCACCUGUAUGGAACCAGCAUACAGUCUGUCAAAGAAGUCGCUGACAAGGGUAAACACUGUAUACUGGAUGUAUCAGGGAAUGCGAUAAAGCGUCUCCAGUUGGCAGGCCUCCAUCCCAUCGCUAUCUUCAUUAGACCACGCAACGUUGACAACAUCCUAGAGAUGAACAAGCGUUUCACUGAGGAGCAGGCGAGGAAGACCUUCGACAGAGCUGUCAAACUGGAGCAGGAGUUCACAGAGUUCUUUACCGCUAUCGUCCAAGGCUCGUCUCUAGAGGAAGUGUACUCGCAGGUGAAGCAGAUCAUUGAGGAGCAGUCUGGUCCUUACAUCUGGGUGCCCACCAAAGAGCGACUCUGAAUAAACAUACUACAUGAUCACACACAUCACUCCUUCAACACUUCCUACAUCUCUAAUUUUCUAUUAUCAGCCUGCUUCCUCUUUCUCUUGUACACACAUUACCACACACACACACACACACACUCACACACGCACACACACACAUUUACACAAGCACAUAAAGUCGGACGAGGCUGGGACUAUCUGGGACUGCGACUUCCUGAAGUGGGAGGGGCUAAUGUCUGUCCAGCAGCCUAUUGGUGGAUCUUCCUACAGCUCAGUUCCUUAAUGUUUAAGGAGGUGGUUCAAAUCAAGGCGACACGUACCAUUAUCUGAUUUGAUUUCAUUAUUGUUCUUCUUAUUGUUGUUGUCGUUGUUGUUUUCAUAUUAACGAAGGGUAAUGCAUUCAUGUAUGGGUUUGUAAUGAUAGUAUUGUCACCAAGAGGCAGACUUUUGCACGCUGUAGCUUUAAGAGCAUGUUUUUGGGACAAAAUCUUGAUCUCCCUCCCGGUCUGUCUGUCUGUCUGUCUUUCCUCACGGCAUUGCUCCCGUUUAGUCUUUUUCUAUCUUUCUCUCAUAUCUCAUCCUUUCCUCCUCCUUUCCCAUUUAGACUACAGACUAUAGGUAUGAGGUGAAAACUUAACGUGCCCCAGCAUUUUGGUAUCAAGGGCCAAAAUUAAACAAUUACUGUUGAGAGACGUAGCACCAAAAUAGUCAUAUGUAAGACGGGAAUUCUAUGAUUGAGACUCUUGUUGAUAUUAUUUGUAACAAGCAGAAAUUCUCAAUCAGAACUCAAGUAGAAAUCUAAAUUAGAUAGCUUUAAAAUAAAUAAAGUACAAAGCCUCAUAAAGUUUUUGAGUCCAUUUGGAGCCCUGAGCCUGUAUUUCUCAAAUUUCUGAAAAUAAUGCUAGGUUCUUUGCAAAAGGUAAAGUUUAAGACAUCAUUAUCAAGCGUCUCACUCUUAUUUACAGCAAAGCAAAGAGCAGCUAUCAAGUGAUCAUAUGAUUAAAUAGACAUAUGCUCAAAGUCUUAACAGCCAAUCAGAGAUAAGGAUUUGCCGAACAGCUUCCCUAUUCAUUGUUUUUAAAAAAUACUUGCAUUUCAGUCAUUGGUAUGUUAUUCUCCAGGAACUUGUCAUUUUAAUUAUGAAAAGGUUAUUUUUAUUUGUGUGAAAUCCUCAAUAUAUCCAGGUGAAAUGAACAGCAAUCAAUUAAGGGAUGAGAAUCAAGAACUGGUUCCAAUUAAGGACCAGUUCCAACUUGUCUGAUCCAUCAGAAUCGUAAGCCUUUGAGCUUAUUAAUUCAGUGCCGGCAUGUUUUUCAUCAAUCUUGUGUCUGCGUUGCUGGAAACAUGCAACAAAGAGGAGUCAUGGCGGAGAGAGAGAAACAGUCCAAAAUGUGGCUUCAUUUCACAAAGACAGACGACAACAGUGCUGCUAUAAUUUCUGUAGUUUAUUAUUAUUAUUUCAAGGAAAUAAAGGGUGGAAACACCUGCAGCAUGCUGAAACAUCUGUCUACAUAACAUGGGAUUAAAUUCCAGAAAUGCAAUGUAUUUGAGACUCUACACACAAGUGCCACUGGUUCCCAACCAAGAAACACGUCUGUUACUGAGUGUAAUCAAUAAAAAAUCAGCAGAAUUGAUAAUGGUGUUGCUAUUAAUAGAAUUGUAUCAAUUCCCAUCCCUAAAUCAGUACAUUUAGAAUGUAUGAAUAUUCAAAUAUGGAUUAAAUAACUGGCUAAAAUGUAAACAAAAGGAAAACCAAACAGGAGCAGGAAAGACAUUUUGCUGUUGGUACACCAGAGAUAACAAGUGUAAUUUAGUGCCACGUUGACAAGUACAGAUAAUGAGGAUGCAUGGAAGGUAACUGCAAACAAAAUCAGUGACAGGUUUAUCUUUGUUGUUUGCACCCUAAUAAACACAGAAACAAAGAGAAGAAAACAUGGCGUAGAAUUCUAUUACAUGUUUAAAUCCAAUGCAGAUAAUACAUGUAAAUUCCCCAGUUGAGGAGUAUUAUAUGUCAAAGGAAAUUGAUAAUAGUUUUCAUAACUGAAAAAAGUGAAGGUUUUCAAGUCUAAUAUUUUAUUUUAAGCUGUUUGAUAAAUACGGGCUCAGAUCCUCCGUUUAAAAAAAAAAAAAUCUAUUACGCAAGUCUUUGUCCAACAUGGGCUUCUCUGCCUCCUCUCCCCCUCUUCUUCCUCUUCGUCCUCUCUGUCUCAUGCCUUCAUCUCUCUCCUCCUCUCGUUCUCCACAUUCACAGUGUGACAUUAGUCGAGCACUCCGGCAUCGAACAGUGUAUCAUCUUCUUCAUCAACACUAUCAUCGCAAUCAUAAUCAUCAGCAUCAUCGUUAUAGCUUUCCUUCUUACUGUAGUUGCACUAAUGAGGGCUGGUUUCUUAAAAGCAUCUUAGCGUGACAGAAUGGAUCCCAGUGUUUCGGGUAUUUGGAUGUGUGAUAUACUUACUUUUCUUUAAGCUGUCAGUGAUUAUUAUACUGGUUUCAGAGAGGUCCGGGAACUCUUUAUGGUCAUAUGCGGUAUGUCAUGCUACUGUUGCAUAGGUAAAGACAUCAGGUGAACUCCUCUGGUAAAUGCUAUUGUAAAGACUAACUAAUCAACAACAUUAGCUCUUUUUCUUACAGUUUUUUUUUUUGUCAUGCUGGAUUUACAAGUUUGAGCCUUUAGUCCCAGUGUGCAUGAAUAACACCUGAAACUGCUCCAUUUGUGACCUUAGUGCUCCGGACGCCACUCCAUAGAUACAGGCACAUGGUGGACAAUCAAAGCGUUAUAUUUUUACCUGUUAUCCAGCAGUGGGUGUGUUGUAAAUGAUGAUGCAGGUGUCUACAGUCUGCCCAGAGAAAUCCAAUUUACUAUUCUUUAUUUCUUUAUUUUGGAGGCACCAUUUCUGGCUUUAUAGGCAACACAGCAUGCAACUUUACAGUGCUGUCUCUUGCUUUGCACAUCUGUUGACUGAGGUGAACAGAAGUCACAGAAUAUUUUAAGCUUUACUUGAACAGAACAUAAAAGAGAGAAAACAAAUCCCAUCGUAUUGUGUGAAGGAAAGCACAGGCCUGGGUUAAAACCUAGCUUGAAAAUGACUUUUAUUCUCUUUUUCAGCACUGCAGCUGUUUUGUUGUCCUGUUCUUCUUUAUCAGGCCAAUUUACAUGUGCUUAACUGUUUUAGUAGCCUGAAUAUUACUGUGUGUUUUUUCAAGUGGGCCCCUGUUUAGUUUGUACCAUGCAUGAGCACAAGGGCAGCAUUAUUCACAUUUUGCCACACUGUGCUAUGGCACUGAUUGUCUGUGGGAAAAAAAACAUUUAAAGGUCGAGCGUGUAGGAUUUAUGGGCAUCUAAAGGCUGAGGUUGCAGAUUGCAACCAACUGUAACCAGUGUCCCAAGCAUGUAGGAGAACAAGGUGGCCGAUGCAAACAAUGCGAACCUAUCUAGAGCCAGUGGUUUGUCCAUUCUGGACUACUGUAGAAACAUGACGGUGCAACAUGAGCGGAUUUCAUGGACAAGGACCUGCUCCUUAUGGCUCAUUAGUUAGUUCAAGCUAAUUAAAAGGUAUUUUCAGGUGAUUAUACACUUUUCUGCCACUGUAUUCCCCUAAAUCCUACACACUGGACCUUUAAAUGUUGGUUUAGCUGUGGGCAAACAUUUUAACUUUAUGGGCAGAUAGCUAAAAUAUGUUGCAUCACAAAAAUACCAUUGAAAUCUCAACUGUCAGCUGGAUAGCAGGUAAAAAAUAACAAUUUGGCUUUCCCCUUAAAGCAACUAUAUUCAAUAUUUUUAUAACAAUGUAUGAAAUGACAAUGUGAAAACAAUGUGACAAUGUGAACAGAGAAUUAUCAGCCAAAUCUACAGCUCACCUCGGCUUUACAGAGCUUUAUACCAAGUUUUCAGUUCAUUGCUUAGCUGGUUUACUCUCAGCACUAACAGUGUUGGUUUUGGCUGCAGCAGGCAGCUGUUUUCAGUUUAAAAAGUUAUAAAAUCCCACUGUACGCUGCCUGCUCAGCCUGCUCAGAAAUAGUGAGCGACUAACUGGUAAAUAUAGUGGAGCAUUUAGCAGCUAAAGAGCCAGAUGUUUUGUUCAGGUGUUGGUGGAGACCAAGAACAGAGCUAGAAGAGUGAAGUCACAAAUAGGGCUUACCUGAAACAUGACCUCUGGUGUCGAGUGUGACAUUUGAAAUAUCGAGAUGCUUUUGGUAACACAGCCCCUGUAUGGACCUUGUCAGCCACCCACUUCCCAUCUCCAUCCUCAACCCCCGAGGCGAAUCCUCCAAGCUGACUGGAGACCAGAGACACACAGAAAGACCGUUCUGUCAACAGAGUAGCUCUUAGAUCCAAAUAAUAAAUAGUUUUGACCAUACGUGUUUUGAAAGCUUUAAUAUUUCCUCACAGAAUGUCCAGCUAAAUUAUUUCUUUCCAUCUAUAAUCCUCUAUGAAUCCUGUAAACCAGUGUUGUUGUCAGUUAACAGAACCGGACUCUCUGUGUGACUCUGGCUGUGUGUUUUAGCCAGGGGACCAUGCCACUGUCUGUUAGAGUAAAGCACCGAUGCAAAGAAUCUAUUACAGAGAUGGAUCUACAGUAUAUCUAACAUAUUAUAAUAUUUAUCCCUGCUCUAACUGCCUAUUUUGGUACAAAAAAAAUAAAAGUCUUUAUUGAGAUUUACUGAAAUCCCUCGACCGAUGACCACAGAUGAUGAUUAUUUUUGCAUUGUGGAAUGUGUA